GUAGUUUGAGGGAGCGCUCACUUCAGUAGCUCAGAAAGGCGGUUCCGGUAGGCGAGCUCCCCGACCAGGGUGUGGUGUGGACAGUGAGGGCUAGUGUCCGUCACACUGUCCUUCCCGUUUAUUCACUUCAGCCAGAGCUGCCACUUCAACAGGUAGCGCUGCAUCACACCCCUCUCCCAGGGCACUCCUGGUAGGGGACGAAGGAUUCCACUAGCCCGAGGAGACAGAAGGAGCCACAAUGGACGACAUCUUCACCCAGUGCAGAGAGGGUAACGCUGUAGCCGUCCGCCUCUGGCUGGACAACACGGAGAACGACCUUAACCAGGGAGAUGAUCACGGAUUCAGUCCGCUGCACUGGGCGUGUCGGGAGGGCCGCGCCAACGUGGUGGACAUGCUCAUUAUGAGAGGAGCCCGAAUCAAUGUGAUGAACCGUGGAGACGAUACACCACUCCACCUGGCUGCGAGCCACGGACACCGUGACAUUCUGGGCAAGCUAAUCCAGUGCAAAGCAGACACCAAUGCAUCUAACGAACACGGCAACACCCCGCUCCACUACGCCUGCUUCUGGGGCCAUGACUUGGUCGCUGAGGACCUUGUCAAUAACGGUGCUCAGGUGAGCAUCUGUAACAAAUAUGGAGAAACACCAUUGGACAAAGCCAAGCCACAUCUGCGUGACCAUCUGAAAGAAAUGGCUGAGAAGCAAGGACAGAAUCUGACCAAAGUUCCCUUUAAGGACACCUUCUGGAAGGGCACAACCCGAACACGACCACGCAAUGGCACACUAAACAAACAUGCCGGCAUAGACUACAAGCAGCUCUCAUUUAUGGCCAAGAUCAAUGAAAAUCACUCAGGAGAGUUGUGGAAGGGACGUUGGCAAGGGACGGAAAUUGUGGUGAAAGUGCUCCAUGUUCGGGAUUGGACCACGAGAAAGAGUCGGGACUUUAAUGAGGAAUACCCCAAGCUGAGAAUCUUCUCCCAUCCCAACGUGUUGCCCAUGUUGGGGGCAUGUCAGUCGCCCCCUGCUCCUCACCCAGUCAUCAUCACACACUGGAUGCCAUAUGGCUCCCUUUACAACGUGCUCCAUGAGGGCACCAACUUUGUGGUGGAUCAGAUGCAGGCGGUGAAGUUUGCGCUGGAUAUUGCAUGCGGGAUGGCCUUCCUUCACACACUGGAGCCCAUGAUUCCACGUCACUAUCUCAACAGCAAGAGUGUCAUGAUAGAUGAGGACAUGACAGCCAGGAUAAGCAUGGCAGAUGUGAAGUUCUCCUUCCAGUGUCCUGGCAGGAUGUAUUCUCCAGCAUGGAUGGCCCCUGAAGCUCUGCAGAAGAAACCGGAGGAAAUUAACAGGCGUUCUGCAGACAUGUGGAGCUUUGCUGUGCUGCUCUGGGAACUUGUCACCAGAGAAGUACCAUUCGCUGAUCUCUCCAACAUGGAGAUUGGCAUGAAGGUGGCACUAGAGGGUCUGCGUCCCACCAUCCCUCCUGGCAUCUCUCCCCACAUCUGCAAACUUAUGAGGAUCUGCAUGAACGAAGAUCCUGCGAAGAGGCCCAAAUUUGACAUGAUCGUGCCCAUCCUGGAGAAGAUGCAGGACAAAUAAAGAGUCCUGACUGUUCUCUCUACACUCCUUUCUACAGCUCCCCCUGCGCAUCAACAACCUCCUCACCCUCUUCAUAUGCUGAUUGCACCAGUAUUGCCUUAAAUCCACCAUUCACCAAAGUGCUCUGUCACUGUAACCUUUCAGCAAUGAAAGCACGUUUGUACUUUAUACGUGUCGAACUGUUUGUGUUAUCCUUGCAAUCUCUCUUGUACUGUUCCUUGUGAUACACAUUCAGUGGAUGAUUGUGUAUGUCUGUCUGUUUUUAUGUCUGCUCUGCGUAAGGGGUUUAUGGAGAUAGAUAUGGAAUUAUUUAAAUGCCUCUUAAUAGCCAUAAAUCAGUGUGUUGGUGAUGAGGAGCAUGUGACACAGUGAAUGUACUGUAUCAGCGAAAAUGUACCAUCUAACCACUAGUCCCUUCAUUUCAUUGUUCAUCAUCACUGUCCUUCCUGGGGGCCAUAUUUCACCAUUAUUAACUGUGCUUGUGAAGUCUUUCUUGAAACUGUCAGUUUUUACGCCUUGUGAUGUAUGUUUCUUAACCUUUGUGGCAAAGGGAGUAUUCCUGUACUAACUCCCUGCAAGAGAAUGACAUAUGCAAUGAAUAUUAAGUAUUUGAUCAAAUGUACCAUGUUAGCCUUAUUCCCCACUUUUAGCAGUCAUCCAUUCAUUUUAAUGUGUGUGUGCGUGUGUGUGUGUGCGCAUGCAAAAAGUGUUUCCUGCCAUACCCAAGUAUUUUGUUCAGAUCUUGUACUAAACAAACUGAAAGACUUGCUACCUGCAAUAGUUAAUGCUAGUUUUAUGGCUUGUCAUGCAACUAGUUACCAAAUAGUGAGAUGCCCAAAGCAUCAUGGCCAACUUCCUUAAUGUAUGACUGCAGUUAUUUUAAAGGUAGGAGUUUGAUGUUUUGGCCCAGGCCUGGAGGAAAUGGCUUUUUUUCUGCUAUGAAUGCAUGGCUUUUUCUCUAUUUCAUUAACUAACCUGUUUCUAUUAUGUAAUCUUCAUUGUCCAUGCUGUGUGCUGAAAUGUAUCGGUCUAAACAUUUUUAUACUGUCUGUAUGCAUAUAUGUAUGUUUUUGAACAUGGGGUGGAGAUGCAUCUGCCAGCCCAUGAGUGCUUUGUUAUGAACUUCUGCCAACACUACAUCUGUACACUAGCUUCACUGUUUCUGCUUUCACUGUCCAAUGUGAGCUUCUCAGUUCAGUGUUUAUUAACAACCAGAGAGACAAUGAUUAAUAGAUGUCCCAUAUAAUUUUUAAAUACAGUAUAUUAGCUCAGUAACAGAGUUUUUGUACUCUAGUUGUGGAGGAAGAGAUCUUGAUCUUGAUCUUUUAAAUGAUCUCGCUAGUUCUUCGUUUCCCGCUGAUAUUUUGAAUAAAACGUUAUGGUCUUUUGUUUAUCUUUUUUUGGAAAUUUGGACUGUUUAUAUAUAUUUUUCAUGUUAACAGGAGUUUACAAUCGAACAGAAGACAAGAACAAAUAAAGUGUUUUGGCCUUGCUUAA
Molecule: messenger RNA, 3094 nt
Organism: Pangasianodon hypophthalmus (striped catfish)
Lineage: Eukaryota; Metazoa; Chordata; Actinopteri; Siluriformes; Pangasiidae
Gene: ilk
Product: integrin-linked kinase
Exons: 13
Coding region: 239-1597 (452 amino acids)
Biological process (GO): substrate adhesion-dependent cell spreading; integrin-mediated signaling pathway; protein phosphorylation
Cellular component (GO): stress fiber; focal adhesion
Molecular function (GO): ATP binding; protein kinase activity; protein binding
Source: RefSeq, a predicted model, not a curated record